CUUUAUGAUAAAAAUAAUUAUGUUGUUCACAUUAGAAAUUUAAAAUAUUAUUUAGAGAAAGGUAUGAUUUUAGAAAAUAUUAAUAGAGUUAUAGAAUUUAAACAAAGUAAUUUUAUGGAAGAAUAUAUAAAUUUUAAUACAAAUAUGAGAGCUAAAAGUAAAAGUGAUUUUGAAAAGGACUUUUAUAAACUUAUGUGUAACAGUGUAUUUGGAAAGACGAUGGAGAAUGUAAGAAAUAGAUUAGAAAUAAAAUUAGGUGAUGAAGAAUCGUCAUACAAAUUUUCUAAAAAAUCUAAUUUUAAAGGAUUCAAAAUAUUUGAUGAUGAUUGUAUUGCUACACAUUUUCAUAAACAAAAGGUUAAAUUUGAUAAACCAAUUUAUAUUGGAUUUUCAGUUUUAGAUUUAUCUAAAUUAUUAAUGUAUCAAUUUUAUUAUGAUAAAAUUAAAAAAUAUGAUCCAGAUGCUAAUUUAUUAUACAUGGAUACAGAUAGUUUCUUUUUAGAAAUGAGUAAAGAUCCUUAUGAAAUAAUAAAAAAUAAUCAAAAAGAAUUUGAUACAAGUGAUUAUGAUAAGAAUCAUGAAUGUUAUAAUGAUAAAAAUAAGAAAGUAAUUGGAAAAUUUAAAGAUGAAUUGAAUGGUAUACCUUUAGAAGAGUUUUGUGGAUUAAGAUCUAAAUGCUAUAGUUAUAUGUUUUCAAAUAAUAAAAAUGAAGUAAAAUGUAAAGGUAUUAAAAAAUGUUUAUUAAUGAACAAAAAUAUAAAAUUAGAUGAAUUAGAUGAAAAUACUAAAAAUAGAUACAUAAAAAUGGAAAAUUUUAAGAAAUGUUUAUUUGAAGAUAAAGAAGAGUAUAGAGAAAUGAAUUGUAUUAGAAGUUAUAAACAUGAAUUAUACACAAUAAGUUUGAAUAAAUUAGCUUUAAGUUCAAAAGAUGAAAAAAGAUACAUAUUAAAAGAUAAAAUAAAUACUUUACCAUGGGGUCAUAAAAAUAUAAAAUAAUAA
Nilaparvata lugens (brown planthopper) is the source of this 999-nucleotide messenger RNA. RefSeq lists its product as uncharacterized. The transcript is spliced from 2 exons. Gene Ontology annotation, molecular function: nucleotide binding; nucleic acid binding. Bases 64 to 996 code for a protein of 310 amino acids. The record is from RefSeq and is a predicted model, not a curated record. NCBI's taxonomy places the organism in Eukaryota, Metazoa, Arthropoda, Insecta, Hemiptera, Delphacidae.